AUCUUUCUCAGGGAUGAAUGGCCAGGUGGGAGAUGUCCACAUUAACACUCAGGAAGCCAGGAUCCACAGGGAAAUUUCACAACUGUCCUCAGUGCUGAAUGGAGCAAGGACAUCUUUUCCUUCAUGUCAAUGGGAUUAGAGGAAGAAAUACCCUCUCCAUACUGCUAGCUGUCAUCUUGGUGCUCAGAAGACAAAAUAGAAAUUCAGUUUGAACAGAUGACAGAAAGAAGACCAUGACAAGUCACAACUUUGGAUUAAUUGAUGGAUUAUUUUCUCAUACAAAAUGAACAAAAAAACUGUCAAUCUCAAGGGAGGUAUGCAAAGAAUCCAAAGCUGCAGGCUCAGAAACAGCAUGCUGCACUGAUAUUCCACUGCUUUCUAAAUAAUGACUGAACCAAGGGGUCAGAUGAAGAGUUCAAAUGCUAAAAGCAGUACUAUAAUGGAACUGCAGUCUGCUUCAUUCGACCCUGAUGUCCCAUCUUCUGGCCAGAGCAACUUCAGAAGAGUCAGCCGCACAGAGGACAGCAGUCCCUAUCCAAUCCCCGGGCUGGCAGCAGACAUCCUGCACAUGCGAGUGAAAGAAGGAAGCAAGAUCCGCAAUUUGCUGCGGUUUGCAACAGCUCGCAUGCAAGGAGAGGGGAAAGACAGCAAUGGGACAUUACUGACACAGGUAGUCUUCACUGGUUCAGGUAGAGGAGUCACCAAGACCAUCACCUGUGUUGAGAUUCUAAAACGUAAAGUGGGAGGGCUCCACCAGGUGUCCAAGCUCUACUACAAGACAGUGAAAGAGGUCUGGGAGAGUCAACAACCAGGAGCACCAGGUAUAACCAUGCAUAGGACAGUCCCUGCCAUCUGUAUCCUGCUCUCUAAAGACCCUCUGGAUCCCCAGGAGACUGGAUACCAAUCCCCCCAAACCCUAAGGGUUCCCACAGAGGACACAGAGAGAGGUAGAGCUCUGAUCAGGCCAGCUCACUGUUCCUUCUCACAGCAAGGAGCCAAGAGAUUCUGUCUGGAUGACUUGAGUGCAGGUUCUCCAUUACCGUCUCCAUGAAAAUCUGAUAAGUCAGAGUAGCAACAGAAAGCAUCCUGACUGGAAACAUUACAAGCGGGCAUGAGAUAGGAUGGACAAGACAGUAGGACUCUGCACCAAGUGAAUGAAACAGCUCCCGGGCAUCAGUGAUAUCGAUGAGAUGCAGGUACCUGCAUAGAGCCCAAAGGAUACUAAAAGACAAUACUCCCCUCAGCAACAGCUUGUUCACCCUGCUGCUGUCUGGCAAGUGAUACAGGGAACAUCAGAGCUUAUUCUGAUGCAAAACUACACAAAGUUGGCCACAGUCAUUAUAAAUAUAAACGCCAAGGUUUGUCAAUAGUCAUUAUUCUGUUUUCUACUUUUGGAGGAAAAGCAUGUGUGUUUUCAUAGAUCACAAGACCGGAAUGUUUUUGUUAAGGAUUUAUUUUCAUCAUAAUGCUGUUGCUUUUUACAGAUGUAAAAACACUGAAAUAAAUUAACUAUGCAUUUC
Etheostoma cragini (Arkansas darter) is the source of this 1520-nucleotide messenger RNA. Its product is annotated as ribonuclease P protein subunit p25-like protein. Gene Ontology annotation, biological process: tRNA 5'-leader removal. Gene Ontology annotation, molecular function: RNA binding. NCBI's taxonomy places the organism in Eukaryota, Metazoa, Chordata, Actinopteri, Perciformes, Percidae. Gene Ontology annotation, cellular component: ribonuclease MRP complex. The coding region runs from base 386 to 1051 and encodes 221 amino acids. The record is from RefSeq and is a predicted model, not a curated record. The transcript has 2 exons.